UCCCCUACAAUAUGUCUGCGCCCAGUUAAUCCAAUCAACUUUUCACAAAGUUUAUUUUUGAGCAGCAUCUCUUGAAUAGAAAUUUAAAAAAACAAGAUGAUACGGGACAGAAACUUGUUUUCUCAUAAUUUAAUUAGUGGUCCCAGGUUAAAACAGAUUGUGAGACACAUGGCAAAGAUCUUUAAAUUUACACAAAACAAUCGACCAGGGUACAUGAAAUCAUUUACAUAUGAAAACCAGUACAUGAGAUUAGCAGAUGUUGUGGAGCCUUUAUGGAAAAGAUCUUAUGAAAGUCAACUAUCGAUGAAGAAACAUCUAGUGGAGAAAUGUAUGAGGAAAGUUUUCCAUAUCCUUAAAGAUCAUAAAGGUUUGAAGAUAGAUGAUCACCCAUUCCUACAGACAAUGAAGACAGAGUAUGGAGAAAAGAUGUGUCCUGUAGAAGACACUAUACCAUCGCCUAUAACAAAGGGAUAUAGAUAUAAAAACACUUGUAAUCUUGGACCAGACAUCAAAGGAGACAGAAGGACCCUGGGAUUAUAUGUUGGUAGAAGUUUUGAUAAAACACUGACCUGUGUACAGCCAUACUUUCUAAGUAUAUUAUCAGACAGACAUAAAGACAUUUUCAAGGUAUCACAAGAAUUCCUGUAUCAAUCAUCCUAUGAACCAAAGUUCAAAGUAGAACCUCAUGGUAAUUGGAAAUCUGUUGUUGUACGAUCAACCACAACUGGCCAAGACAUGGUCAUAUUUCUUUUUCAUCCACAGAGAAAUCCAAAGGAAUUUAUUGAUGGUGCCAAAGAAGAGAUUUUGCAGUAUUUUGUACAUGGGCCAGGAAAACAGUUAAAAGUUGACUCCAUACAUUUUCAGUCUAGCCAUAGGAGAUUUCCUACAAAUGAUGACUUCCCACAUGAGCUGUUACAUGGUAUACCUGUUCUUACAGAAAAUCUUAUGGGUUCAAAGUUCCAGAUAUCUCCCACGUCCUUCUUUCAAGGAAAUGUACCUUGUGCAGAAGUUUUAUAUUCUAACGUACUAGAUUUAGGACAAGUUGGUCCUCAGACAACUGUUCUUGAUAUAUGCUGUGGAACAGGCACUAUAGGUAUAUUAGCAGCCAGAAGAGCCAAACAAGUAUAUGGAGUAGACAUUACAUUGCAGGCUGUGGAAGACGCUAAAUCUAAUGCUAUUAACAAUGGUCUUACCAAUACAGAAUUUAUAUGUAACAAAGCCCAUCGAAUGUUGAGAGAGUUGGUCCAAAGUAAUAAAUUAGAUGAGGAUGUUGUAGCUAUUUUAAACCCAGGAAGAGCUGGAGCUAAUAAGAAACUUAUUGAAUCUAUACGAAAUUGUGAGAAGAUAAACAAAGUUAUUUAUAUUUCAUGCAAACCUGUCGGGAAUGUACUAUCAAAUUUUGUCAAUUUAAUUGUCCCACCAAAUGAGAUAUUCUAUGGAAAGCCAUUCAGACCAAUAGUGACUGUGCCAGUUGAUAUGUUUCCUCAGACUAACCAUUGUGAAAUUAUUGUUUUAUUUGAAAGAUAACAAACAA
Mytilus trossulus (common blue mussel) is the source of this 1534-nucleotide messenger RNA. RefSeq names its product tRNA (uracil-5-)-methyltransferase homolog B-like. Gene Ontology annotation, molecular function: RNA binding; RNA methyltransferase activity. NCBI's taxonomy places the organism in Eukaryota, Metazoa, Mollusca, Bivalvia, Mytilida, Mytilidae. Bases 97 to 1527 code for a protein of 476 amino acids. Gene Ontology annotation, biological process: RNA processing. The transcript is spliced from 13 exons. The record is from RefSeq and is a predicted model, not a curated record.